Rhagoletis zephyria (snowberry fruit fly) is the source of this 357-nucleotide messenger RNA. The record is from RefSeq and is a predicted model, not a curated record. NCBI's taxonomy places the organism in Eukaryota, Metazoa, Arthropoda, Insecta, Diptera, Tephritidae.
AUGAAUAAACUCAAUUUUGUAUCAUGUGUUUCAUGGAUACCGAAGGGAGUGGCGAAAGAAGUUCCCAAUCGAAUUCAAAUGUCGAAAGAAGAUAUUCAAAUGAAGAUUGAGCAAAACAAACAACAGCUUCGGCAAAUUGAUCCAGAAAGUGUUGACGAAGACAUGGAUCAAGAUGUGGAAAAUGAAAACGUAUCUGCAGAGGAGAGACAAAUCAUAGAUCGUUAUAAUUUGAACGACUACGACGAUGAUGACGAUGAUACUGCUCUGAACCACAGCGAACUUGUUGUUUUUACCGACAACAAUCAAGAUCCCUAUCUGAACAAUGAAGAGGAGUUUUCAGACGUACGAAAAUUGUGA